CAACUCUUGAUGGGAAGUGAAAGACGUUUAUGAGAAGUACACCGCCAUUAGAAAAGAUAUCUCGCAGAAAAUGAACUGACAUAUUUUUAACACAACGGGUUUGAUCAUUUUCGCUGCUAUUUCAUUGCAAAAUAGGGUUUUAAUAACACCUGUUGUUAUAAAGAGCAUGACAACCACAAAGUUGCAGUAUUUCUCCUUGGCCUCCUGGUGAAAGAUGGAACUGUCCAGUUGUCCGGCUCCGUUGCUGAUUGGUGAUGACAGCCUGCAGAAAUGGUGUGUGAUUGGCUCAGGAGGGUUUGGACAGAUCCACAAGGCCAGACAUGUAGAGUGGGGGUUGGACGUGGCCAUCAAGUUGUUGCAUUAUGAUGACGGCUCCAGCUCAUCUCUGCUCAGAGAGGCAGACCUCAUGCGCCAGGGGGGGAGCUCAUAUGUCCUCAGGAUCCUAGGGGUGUACCAGGGACGGCCCCCAAGCUCCGGCCCCUCCACCCACCUGGGGCUGGUCAUGGAGUUUAUGGAGAGGGGGUCCCUGGCGACCCUACAGGAACGUCUCUCCGGCCCCCCACCCUGGCCCCUGUCCUUCCGCCUGGCCCACCAGGUGGCUCUGGGCAUGAACUUUCUCCACCACCUCGAUCCGCCCCUGCUGCACCUGGAUCUCAAGCCCAGUAACGUGCUGCUGGAUGACAGCCUCCAUGCCAAGCUGACAGAUUUCGGCCUAGCCAGGGUUUACCACAGCAUUUCCAAAGCGAACAGGAAGGACACGGGAGAGGAUGGCGGUACAUUAAGUUACAUGCCACCAGAGGCUUUUGACAUGACAUACAAGCCCACCCACGCCUCGGAUAUAUACAGCUAUGGCAUACUACUGUGGUCCAUUAUCACGGGAAAAGAGCCAUAUCCUAACGCCCGGUCCAGUUUGGUGCGGUUCCGGAUCCCCCAGGGGGAUAGACCCUCUCUGGAUGCUUUGGACAGGGACCAGGUCGAAGGGCUGGGGGAACUGGUGGACCUCAUGGAGAGAUGCUGGGAUACAAAGCCCACCCUGAGACCCACAUUCCUGGACUGCCUUGCUGUGACAGAGAAGAUGUACGAGAAACACAAACAAGGGAUAAAUGAUGCCGUCCAUCAAGUGCAGAAAAAACUGGAUUCAGAGAGUGAGCAGAGUAUUACAUCCUCUGUUGCUGCCCUUCAUAUCUCACAGCCAUCAGGAAUUCAAAAACACAAAGUGAAAAUCUCUGAUCGUGUGAAGAGUGAACCUCCCCCAACACAGGAAACGGCUGGGAGAUUGACCUCAAAACAGAAAUAUAAAGAGUAUCCAUCCCUUCAGCAGACAACCCAGCCAAUGAGAUGGCCAGAUGCAGAUCAGGUUACUUCUUCAACCAAUCACAAACCAAAGAUGUUCCCCCCUGUAUUCAAUCAUGACUGCAAAACAACAGCUUCCCGCUCUGCAUCUAAUCAAAGUUCAGCGGUCAAUUUUCAGCGCCUGUGUUCCACUCCAGUUACCACAUCCAGUUAUCCCACAGGGGGAUUCUCCAUCAACAUGAGCAAUGUGGAAGGACUGCAGUUUGGUGACAAUAACAACAUGUUCAUCAGGUCGCCACAUCUCAGUAAACGCCACAGAAACCCCACAGCCCCAUCUAGAGUUAACUGCACACCAGUGAAGCCAAGGAACCCUAAAGCUCCAGAACCAUGGUGAAGUCGCCAACACUCCCAGCCCUAUGCCCGUGUACGAAUCCCUGCCAGAGACCAAGGUUCACUCUUUGUCUCUCAUCUUAACCUGUCAGCCCCUCUGUUUAUAGUCUGUCUGUAAUAAAAACACAAAAUAUUGAGAUUCACUCUCCUUAAAAAAAAAAGAAACCAUAAAUGAUAAUUAUCUUUUUUUAUUACUUUUUUGUAACAUUUUGAAUGAUGAAAUCCUGUGCAGCUGGAAAGCAUGGAUUGAUCCAUCUUUGUCCUUUUUAUUCUCUUAAAUUUCCCCACGAGGGACUGGUCUGCACUGACAUCCUAAAGAGACUAUCUUUAAUAUCUUUGCAUUAAAAAAAGUUCUCAAUUUGUUGAGCUUCAGGAAAGUCAAUAAAAAGCUCAGAUUUACAGAAUGACCAGCAGUGUUUUCAUCUGUCUUACCACUAGAACAAGUCUAUUUUUCCCUUUUAUAAUCUUUAUUGUGUUUUUGUAACCCUUAUCCAGAGACAAUAGAAUAUAUGAAUAGAUUGGCAUUCCAAUUACAUUGAUAUGAAGUAUGUAUGGUUCAUACAGUUGAAGUCAGAAGUUUACAUACAUUUUGGUUGUAGUCAUUAAAACUUGUUUUUCAA
Oncorhynchus keta (chum salmon) is the source of this 2303-nucleotide messenger RNA. RefSeq names its product receptor-interacting serine-threonine kinase 3 (gene ripk3). Lineage: Eukaryota; Metazoa; Chordata; Actinopteri; Salmoniformes; Salmonidae. Gene Ontology annotation, molecular function: JUN kinase kinase kinase activity; ATP binding. Gene Ontology annotation, biological process: protein phosphorylation. Bases 215 to 1687 code for a protein of 490 amino acids. The transcript has 14 exons. The record is from RefSeq and is a predicted model, not a curated record.